Oenanthe melanoleuca is the source of this 7094-nucleotide messenger RNA. RefSeq names its product host cell factor C1 (gene HCFC1). Lineage: Eukaryota; Metazoa; Chordata; Aves; Passeriformes; Muscicapidae. The record is from RefSeq and is a predicted model, not a curated record. Gene Ontology annotation, cellular component: histone methyltransferase complex. Gene Ontology annotation, biological process: chromatin remodeling; regulation of DNA-templated transcription. Gene Ontology annotation, molecular function: protein binding; transcription coactivator activity.
UGGCCACGCCCUGCCGUGACCACACCCCCUCCGUUGGCGCCAUGGCCGCGCCCCUUCAGGCGGCUCCGUACAGUCCCCAUCUCGCCCCUCCGCCGGCCCUGCCGCUACCGGGCGCGGCCCGGGAUUCACUGAGAUGACGGUGAAACUCCUCCCGGUCCCCAUCCCAAAAUGCCGCCGCUUCCUCCCGUCCCGCCCUCCCCACAAUGUCGCCUCCCGUUCCGCGGCCCAAGAUGGCGCCGCCCGGGUGCGGAGGGGGCGUGUCCGCGCUGGCCCCGCCCCCUCGCGGCGUUUCCCGCCCACCCGCCGCCGCCGCCGGACACAGGCGCAAGAUGGCGGCUCCCAGGGCGGCGUGAGGGGCCGCCGCCGCCGCGCUCCUCCCUCAGCCGCAGCCCCGCGCCGGGACACGCCGCAGCCGCGCCACCCCCGGAGCCGCCGCCGGGAAUCGGGGAGCGGCCGCGGGCCGGGAGGGGGAGGCGGCCGCGGGGCCGCGGACAGGCAGCGGGGGACGCAUGGCAGGCCUGGGCGGGGGGGGCUCCCCGCCGCGGGCCCCCCCGGGCCCCCCCGCGCUGCAGCCGCGCUGGAAGCGGGUGGUGGGCUGGGCCGGGCCCGUGCCCCGCCCCCGGCACGGCCACCGCGCCGUGGCCAUCAAGGAGCUCAUCGUGGUCUUCGGGGGGGGCAACGAGGGCAUCGUGGAUGAGCUGCACGUCUACAACACAGCCACCAACCAGUGGUUCAUCCCGGCCGUGCGCGGGGACAUCCCCCCGGGCUGCGCCGCCUACGGCUUCGUGUGCGACGGGACGCGGCUGCUGGUGUUCGGGGGCAUGGUGGAGUACGGCAAGUACAGCAACGACCUCUACGAGCUGCAGGCCUCCAGGUGGGAGUGGAAGCGGCUGAAGGCGAAGACCCCCAAAAACGGGCCCCCCCCUUGUCCCCGGCUGGGCCACAGCUUCUCCCUGGUGGGCAACAAGUGUUACCUGUUCGGGGGGCUGGCCAACGACAGCGAGGACCCCAAAAACAACAUCCCCCGGUACCUGAACGACCUGUACGUGCUGGAGCUGCGGCCGGGCUCGGGGGUGCUGGCCUGGGACAUCCCCAUCACCUACGGGGUGCUGCCGCCGCCGCGCGAGUCGCACACGGCCGUGGUGUACACGGAGCGCGACGGGCGGCGCUCGCGGCUCGUCAUCUACGGGGGCAUGAGCGGCUGCAGGCUGGGGGAUUUAUGGACCCUGGAUAUCGAGACGCUGACCUGGAACAAGCCCAGCCUGAGUGGGGUCGCUCCCCUCCCCCGCAGCCUCCACUCGGCCACCACCAUCGGCAACAAGAUGUACGUUUUUGGGGGGUGGGUGCCCCUGGUGAUGGAUGACGUCAAGGUGGCGACGCACGAGAAGGAGUGGAAGUGCACCAACACCCUGGCCUGCCUGAACCUGGACUCGAUGGCCUGGGAGCCGCUGGUGCUGGAGACGCUGGAGGACAACGUGCCGCGGGCUCGCGCCGGGCACUGCGCCGUGGCCAUCGCCACGCGCCUCUACAUCUGGAGCGGCCGCGACGGCUACCGCAAGGCCUGGAACAACCAGGUGUGCUGCAAGGACCUCUGGUACCUGGAGACAGAGCGCCCCCCGGCCCCGGGCCGCGUGCAGCUGGUGCGGGCCAACACCACGUCGCUGGAGGUGAGCUGGGGCGCGGUGCCCACGGCCGACUCGUACCUGCUGCAGCUGCAGAAGUACGAGCUGCCCGCCGCGCCCGCGCCGCCGCCCGUGCCCUCGGUGCCCGCCAACCCCCCCAAGAGCCCCGCGCCCGCCGCGCCCGCCCCGCCGCCCGCGCCCCCCAGCGCCCUGCCCCAGCUGGGGGGCGUGGGGCUCACCCUGCUGUCCCCCCCGCCCGCCGCGCCCCCCAACCCGCCCGCGGUGCCGGCGGGGACGGGCACGGGCGCGGCGGGGACGGCGGCGGCGGCGGCGGCGGGGGGGACGGGGGGGGCCGUGGGGGCUCCCCCGCCCAGCACCACCCUGCAGGUGCUGCCCGCGGCCGCGGGGGGCGCCACGGCGGCGGCGGCUGCGGCGGGGAGCGGAGCGGCGACGGCGGGGAGGGCACCUGGUGUCCCGGCCGUGCUGAAGGUGACCGGUCCCCCUGCGGCCACCGCGGGGCCACCGCUGGUCACCGUGCGCUCGGCCGCGCCCGGCAAGGCGCCGGUGACGGUGACAUCGCUGCCGGCCGGCGUCAGGAUGGUGGUGCCCACACAGAGCCCCCAGGGCACGGUGAUCGGCAGCAGCCCGCAGAUGAGCGGCAUGGCCGCCCUGGCCGCCGCGGCCGCCGCCACGCAGAAGAUCCCGCCGGCCUCGGCGCCCACCGUGCUCAGCGUCCCCGCCGGCGCCACCAUCGUCAAGACGGUGGCCGUGACCCCCGGGGCCACCACCCUGCCCGCCACCGUCAAGGUGGCAUCGUCACCUGUCAUGGUGAGCAACCCCGCCACGCGCAUGCUGAAGACGGCGGCCGCCCAGGUGGGCACGGCGGGGGCGUCGCCCGCGGCCACCAACGCGGCCACCAGGCCCAUCAUCACCGUGCACAAGUCCGGCACGGUGACGGUGGCCCAGCAGGCCCAGGUGGUCACCACCGUGGUCGGAGGGGUCACCAAGACCAUCACACUGGUCAAGAGCCCCAUCUCCGUGCCGGGGGGCAGCGCCCUGAUUUCCAACCUGGGCAAGGUGAUGUCGGUGGUGCAGACGAAGCCGGUGCAGAGCUCGGCCGUGACCGGGCAGGCGUCCAGCGGGCCUGUCACCCAGAUCAUCCAGACCAAGGGCCCCCUGCCCGCCGGGACCAUCCUGAAGCUGGUGACGUCGGGGGAGGGGAAGCCCACCACCAUCCUGACCAGCACGCAGGCGGGGGCGGGGGCGGCCAAGCCCCCCACCAUCCUGGGCAUCAGCAGCGUGUCCCCCAGCACCACCAAGCCCGGGACCACCACCAUCAUCAAAACCAUCCCCAUGUCGGCCAUCAUCACCCAGUCGGGGGCUACGGGUGUCACCAGCAGCCCCGGGAUCAAGUCCCCCAUCACCAUCAUCACCACCAAGGUGAUGACCUCGGGCACCGGGACCCCCGCCAAGAUCAUCACAGCCGUGCCCAAGCUGGGCGGGGGGCACGGCCAGCAGGGCGUGACGCAGGUGGUGCUCAAGGGCGCCCCGGGCCAGCCGGGGACGAUCCUGCGGACGGUGCCCAUGGGCGGGGUCCGGCUGGUCACUCCCGUCACCGUCUCGGCCGUCAAGCCCACGGUGACCACCCUGGUGGUCAAGGGCACCACCGGUGUGACCACGCUGGGGACAGUGACAGGGACAGUGUCCACCAGCCUGGCCGGGGGCGCGGGUGGCCACAGCGCCACGGCCUCGCUGGCCACGCCCAUCACCACCCUGGGGACAAUCGCCACCCUGUCGAGCCAGGUGCUGAACCCGGCGGCCAUCACGGCCACCGCGGCCGGGGGUGGCCUGGGGACACCCACCAUCACCAUGCAGCCGGUGUCCCAGCCCACGCAGGUGACCCUGAUCACCACGCCCAGCGGGGUGGAGGCCCAGCCCGUCCACGACCUCCCCGUGUCCAUCCUGGCCUCGCCCACGGCCGAAGCCCCUCCCGCGGCCACCUCGAGCGAGGCCACCCCCCCCGGGGCCGAGGCCACCGCGGGCACCGUCACCCUGGUGUGCUCCAACCCCCCCUGCGAGACCCACGAGACGGGGACCACCAACACGGCCACCACCAGCCUGGUGGCCAACGUGGGGACGGGGGGGGGACAGCAGCUGCUGUGCGAGGACACGGGCGGGGGGACGGCGCUGGCAGCGCCCCCCCGCGCCUGCUCCAACCCCCCCUGCGAGACCCACGACACGGGGACCACCAACACGGCCACCACGGCCAGCGGGGGCCCGCCCUGCCCCUGCCCCACGCAGCAGACGGUGGCCACGGGGACAACGAUGACGGCGCGGCUGUGCCCGCCCCCCGCCGAGGGCGGUGGCAAGUGCCAAACGCAGGAGGUCACCGUCGCCGUCACCACCCCGUGCCAAACGCCCUGGGGGCAGCCCGAGGUGGGGACGGCCACCAGCGCGGUCGGUGUGGCCACCAGCAGCAGCACGAGCGGUGAGACACCCGUGGGGACACGGCUGUGCUCCAACCCGGGGACAACCAGCACGGUGACGGUGACAGGGUCACAGUUCUGCUCCAAUCCACCCUGUGAGACACACGAGACGGGGACAACCAACACGGUGACGGUGACAGGGUCACAGUUCUGCUCCAACCCACCCUGUGAGACACACGAGACGGGGACAACCAACACGGUGACAACGACAGGGACAAGGUUCUGCUCCAACCCUCCCUGUGAGACACACGAGACGGGGACAACCAACACGGUGACAACAGCGGGGACACGGCUGUGCUCCAACCCUCCCUGUGAGACACACGAAACGGGGACAACCAACACGGUGACAACGACAGCGCCACGGCCACCCUGUGCCAACCCUCCCUGUGAAACCCACGAAACGGGGACAACCAACACGGUGACAACGACGGGGACACGGCUGUGCUCCAACCCGCCCUGUGAGACACACGAAACGGGGACAACCAACACGGUGACAACGACGGGGACACGGCUGUGCUCCAACCCUCCCUGUGAGACACACGAAACGGGGACAACCAACACGGCCACCACCACCACGGCCACCUCAGGGUCGGGGACAUCGGUGCCACCCCCCCGAGGCGUCCCCCCCUGCGCCAACCCCCCCUGCGAGACGCACGAGACCGGCACCACCAACACGGUGACAAUGACAUCGUCACAGCUCUGCUCCAACCCGCCCUGCGAGACCCACGAGACGGGGACGACCAACACGGCCACCACGGCCACCGCGGGGUCGCGGCAGGGUGACACCACCACGGCCACCAGCGCCGCCACCACCUCCGGCACGGGGGGGUCCCCGCCUUGUGCCGGGACCCCCGAGGGCAGCGGGGCCACCAGCGCGGGGUCCCCGCCCUGCCAGAGCCACCAGGGCGCGGCCACCACCAGCAGCGAGGGGGUGACGACGCCCCCGCCCUGUGCCACCAGCGCCACCAGCCCCCCCCGCGCCUGCUCCAACCCCCCCUGCGAGACCCACGAGACGGGGACAACGGCCACGGCCACCACGGUCACCGCCAGCAUGGGCGCCAGCCAAGACCCUCCCCCGCCGGCUGCCAACGGGCAGGGGGAGGGGGAGGCCCCCCCCAGCGAGGGUGGGGGUCCCCCUGUCCCCCCCGGGACCCCCAGCCCCGGCCCCAGCGGCUCCGGGACCCCCCAGCCCCGGGCGGUCACUACGGUCACUCAGUCCACGCCAGCGCCGGGGCCGGCCGUGCCGACCAUCUCGUCGCUGACCGAAUCCCCCCCAGCACCCCCGGAGACCCCUCCCACCGCCACGCCCACCCCCCCCGCGGACCCCCACCCACCCCAGGACCCCCCCCCGGCCCCCGGCGCCGCCCCCUCCCCGUCGCCCCCCGCGGCCCCGGCCGAGCCCGCGCCCGGCUCCCCGCAGCCGCUGGCCGUGGUGGUGCUGCCGCCGGCCGCCGAGCCCCCCCCGGCCGAGGGGCUGGCGCUGCCCCCCGAGCUGCUGGCCGAGGCGGGGGGCGCGGGGGGGGCGCCCCCGGGGCUGACCCCCGAGGAGCUGGCGGUGACCGCGGCGGCCGAGGCGGCGGCGGCGGCUGCGGCCAGCGAGGAGGCGCAGGCACAGGCCCUGGCCAUCCAGGCCGUGCUGCAGGCGGCCCAGCAGGCAGUCAUGGGCACCUCGGAGCCGCUGGAGCCCGGCGAGCCCGGGGGGGGGGCCCCUCUGAUUUGGGGGGCGCCCUGGGGGUCCCGGAGGCGGCGGGGGGCGCGGGGGGGCGCUGCCCCUGGUGCUGACCCAGCAGGAACUGGCGGCGCUGGUGCAGCACCAGCAGCACCUGGCCGAGACCGCCGCCCCCCCCCGCCGCCCCCCCGCCCCCCCCGCCCCUCCGCCCCGCCCCCCCCCGCCCCCAGCGCCGCCCCCCCGGCGGCCGCGCCCCCUCCCCACCUGCCCACCGAGGCUCUGGCCCCCGCCGACAGCCUCAACGACCCCGCGGGGGAGGGGGACAGCAACGGGCUGGGGGAGCUGGGGGCAGCACCCGGGGGGGGCACCCCCGGCAGCCUCCUGCCCCCCCCCGGGGACGGUCUGGCCCCCUCGAGCGCCUUCGUUGCCCCCCCGGGCCCCGCGGUCGCCCCCAGCCCGGCCAAGCUGCAGGCGGCCGCAGCCCUGGCCGAGGUGGCCAACGGCAUCGAGAGCACCCCUGUGAAGCCGGAGCCGGGGGCGCCACCCAAGGCGCUGCCCAAGAAGGAGAACCAGUGGUUCGACGUGGGGGUCAUCAAGGGCACGACCAUGAUGGUCACUCACUACUUCCUGCCCAGCGAGGACGGGACGGCGGCUGAUGACGAGGCCUCGGGGGUCCCGGAUCACUCCCAGCUGCGCCGCCAGGAGCUGCAGCCGGGCACGGCGUACAAGUUCCGCGUGGCCGGGCUCAACGCCUGCGGCCGCGGGCCCUUCUCGGAGCUGUCGGCCUUCAAAACCUGCCUGCCCGGCUUCCCCGGGGCGCCCUGCGCCAUCAAGAUCAGCAAGAGCCCGGACGGCGCUCACCUGACGUGGGAGCCGCCCUCGGUGACGUCGGGCCGCAUCGCCGAGUACUCGGUGUACCUGGCCAUCCAGGGGGGGCCCGGGGGGGGCCCCGAGGCCCGCGGGGGGGGGGCCCAGCUGGCCUUCAUGAGGGUCUACUGCGGGCCCAGCCCCUCGUGCCUGGUGCCGGCCUCCAGCCUGGCCAGCGCCCACAUCGACCACACCACCAAGCCGGCCAUCAUCUUCCGCAUCGCCGCGCGCAACGACAAGGGCUACGGCCCGGCCACGCAGGUGCGGUGGCUGCAAGAGUCGAGCAAGGACGGAGGCGCCGGGAAACCGGGCAGCAAACGGCCGCUGGCAUCGCCCGACCUGAAAUCCGCUCCAAAGAAGCCCAAGGCCGAAGGGCAGUGAAGGACCCCCGGGACCCCCCCCCAAAAAACGAGCAAAUCCCGGGGACACCCCCCCCCCAACACCCCCAAA